AUUAACAUUAAUGCUCCUGACUCCUGCAAACAAUUAUUGGCACCAACACAUGAUUCGUAUUUACUUAAGAUUAACUUGGAAGUGCUGGACCUGCACCUGAAUCAGCUGAGCCAACUUCCCCCUCUGAGUGUGGAGCCUCUGAGAGCACUCCAGAUCCUUCACCUUCACUGGAACACCUUGGUGGAGCUGCCUGUCCUCAUCAACAACCUGCACCUUCAUGAGCUUCUCGUCAACGGCAACGCUCUCCUGGAGUUUCCUAAGUACAUGUUCGGGAACCUCACCCAGCCUCUCACCUACCACUUUGUUGACAACCCAGCAUACGACGUGUGGGCAACGAUGUUGCUGGCAUUGCCGGAAAGGAGUCACAUCAUGAUGGGGAACGACGUAUGGGUGUGGGCGGAGGACGAUCAGGUGGCCCGGCAGCUGCUGCAGCAGUCACAAACCUGGGUGUUGCAAGAUGGUCUCUCUCAGCCCAUAGACCUCCCCUCUCUGGUCAGGAUCUGCGGCUCCACACACAUUGCCCACAAUGGAGGCAGUCUCCUGCCAUGUUAACAUAAUACAAAUUAU
Procambarus clarkii (red swamp crayfish) is the source of this 567-nucleotide messenger RNA. The record is from RefSeq and is a predicted model, not a curated record. NCBI's taxonomy places the organism in Eukaryota, Metazoa, Arthropoda, Malacostraca, Decapoda, Cambaridae.